AAUGAAUUAUAUUUCGUAGAUGGCGUUCACAUCUAUAAAAAAAUACCAUAUUACACUUGCGAUGUGGGAGAAACAACCCAAGCCACCUAAAUUCGGAACCAACGUUGCAGGUAUCUUAUGUAUGGUACUGGUUGUAAUGAUUGCUAUAUCAGAAAGCGAAUCUAUGUCUCUUAAUGAGCAUAGCUCGGAUGAUGAAAUUGAGGACGAGAUUGUCGAGAGAUUUGAAAGAGCUGCCGGUAAGGACCAUAAACAUCACAAAAAACAUCACCAUAAGCAUGACAAAAAUAAGAAAAAUCACCACAAACCAAAGAAUGGCACUGUGUCUGACAAUUCAAAUAAGACAGAAUCCAUGUACGCAAACAAGAAGACUGACGUAAAUGAGAAGGCUAAAGUGACCGGAAUGAAGUCGCAAAAGCCAGGCAAGCACGCCCGUGUGAAGGCCGUAGAGGUGGCGGACGAGGGGUCCAAGACGGGGGUGAUCGUCGCUGUCGUUCUCGUCCUCAUCACAGUUCUCGGGGUCGGCGCGGCGGUGUUUAUUGUAAAAAAGAAAAGAGCUCAAGGAAAAUCCUAACUCAGCAUCCAGUGGUCUGUUCUGAUGUUUUUUUGUUUUUUUUUUACAGUUGUGUUAACUCUAUGGAAUAAACAUUUUACGAAAUAGAUAUUAAAGUCUUUU
Molecule: messenger RNA, 673 nt
Organism: Magallana angulata
Lineage: Eukaryota; Metazoa; Mollusca; Bivalvia; Ostreida; Ostreidae
Exons: 6
Coding region: 20-571 (183 amino acids)
Source: RefSeq, a predicted model, not a curated record